Molecule: messenger RNA, 1980 nt
Organism: Manis javanica (Malayan pangolin)
Lineage: Eukaryota; Metazoa; Chordata; Mammalia; Pholidota; Manidae
Gene: CALHM3
Product: calcium homeostasis modulator 3
Cellular component (GO): plasma membrane
Molecular function (GO): monoatomic cation channel activity
Source: RefSeq, a predicted model, not a curated record
GUGAAUGAGCGUCUUAGAGACACGCGCGCGCGCUCAGCCAGAUGUGGUCCCGGAGCGCGCCGCGUCCCCGGCUGCCACAAGUUCGCCGCCGCGCGAGGGGUGCCGUGCCCAGGAACCAGGGGUCCCUCAAAUGGCUGGGCUGUCAUCUUCAGAGAAGUUAAAACCGUGACUCAGUGAGUGACCCAUGUCAUGAAGAGCAGACGUGUGUCUCCUACGGGAAGUCCCAUGGCUGUCUGAGCCAUGCUCAAAGCAACCCUGCUGCUCUCGGGGAUGCGGCAGCACCCAGUGGUUACCGAGCGUGGGUAAUGACUCUGCCAAGUGAUGCCAGGCCAGCCAGCCUGGGCCUGUGUGCGUGGGCCCUGCAAAACACCUGGAAGGACACACACCCACAUAGAGACACCCCGGGAGGCUCUCUGUGGGCUGCCGUGAUGGGGACAUUUUCAUGUUCUUUAUUUUCAGAUUUGUCAAAAAGGCCCUUGGAAGAGAAGACCCUCCUGGGAGCCUCCUGCCCUCCACCCCCUACAGCUGGCUGCCCACCCACUCAGGCCAGGGCCAUGGAGAAAUUCCACAUGCUCUUCCAGCACUUCCGGUCCAGCUCAGAGUCAGUGAUGAAUGGCAUCUGCCUGCUGCUGGCCGUGGUCACCGUCAAGCUGUACUCCUCCUUCGACUUCAACUGCCCAUGCCUGGCGCACUACAAUGCCCUCUAUGGCCUGGGCCUGCUGCUCACACCCCCGCUUGCCCUGUUCCUCUGUGGCCUCCUUGCCAACCGGCAGUCAGUGGUGAUGGUUGAGGAGUGGCACCGGCCUGCAGGGCACCGGAGGAAAGACCCAGGCAUCAUCAGGUAUAUGUGCUCUUCUGCGCUGCAGAGAGCACUGGCUGCCCCCCUUGUCUGGCUCCUGCUGGCUCUCCUGGAUGGGAAGUGCUUCGUGUGUGCCUUCAGCAGCUCCGUGGAUCCUGAGAAGUUUCUGUACUUUGCCAACAUGACCCCCAGCCAGGUGCAGCUCUUCUUGGCCAAGGUGCCCUGCAAAGAGGAUGAGCUGGUCAGGGACAGUCCCGCUCGAAAGGCGGUGUCUCGCUACCUGCGGUGCCUGUCACAGGCCAUUGGCUGGAGUAUCACCCUGCUGCUCAUCGUGGUGGCCUUCCUGGCCCGCUGCCUGAGGCCCUGCUUCGACCAGACAGUCUUCCUGCAGCGCAGAUACUGGAGCAACUAUGUGGACCUGGAGCAGAAGCUCUUUGACGAGACAUGCUGUGAACAUGCGCGGGACUUCGCUCACCGCUGCGUGCUGCACUUCUUCGCCAGCAUGCAGAGCGAGAUGCGGGCUUGGGGACUCCGCGGGGACACUGCCAGCAGGAACUCUGAGUGCCCUGAAAUGCCUGAGCUCCCCGAGGGCCUAGAAGGUGGAAAGGCUCACCUGCGUGCAGUCUCCAGCCGGGAACAGGUGGACCAUCUCCUGAGCACCUGGUACUCCAGCAAACCACCACUUGACCUCGUGGCAUCCCCUGGGCUCUGGGGGCGUGGUCUCAGCUACCGUGCCCCCUCUGUGGCUGUGGGCACCAAGCCUUCCCAGCACACUGAUGUAUAAAGACCCCAGCAGCAUCCCCAUGUGAAAUGCCCGUGCUGACAAGAGCCUGGGGGCUUUCCAGGCUGUGGGGACCCCAAGGCUGAGUAGCCUAACCUUUGUUGUCCUCCUUCCCCAAAAUAGCCCUGUCUCUGACCUAGUUUCUAGGCAUGGUCUCCUGUGUGCCCUAAAAAAAAGUUUCACAAACUUUAAUGUACUGAGCACUCACCUGGGCUCUUGUUAAACACAGGUUCUGAUUUCCUGCAUUCAGGAUGGGGUUGGAGACUGUAUAUGGAACAAAACCGCAGGUGAUCCUGAUGUAUCUGAUCAGUGGACUAAACUUUGAGUUGCAGAGUCUAAAUAGAUCUGCCAUGGGUUCUGGGUCCUAGAUGUCCAGAUUCUAAAUGUUUGAAAUAAUAAA